AUGAUAGCAAAAUUAGAAAGUAUCAAUAAUGAUGAUAUACCUAUGAUAAUUUCAACUCAAUUAGAACAUUUAUGUCAUUUAAAUAUAUCACAACAACCAACAUUGCAUCGCAAAACUUCGAUCAUUUGCACGAUUGGUCCAGCAUGUGAUACAGUAGAGAAAUUAAAAGCAAUGAUUGCUAAUGGAAUGAAUAUUGCUCGUCUUAAUUUCAGUCAUGGUAGUCAUGAGUUCCAUGCUCAAACAAUUCAAAAUAUUAGAGAAGCAUUAAGAAGCAAAGAUGAUAUGACGAAUGUUGCAAUCGCUUUAGAUACCAAAGGACCAGAAAUUAGAACCGGAAUUAUCGAAACGGGAGAAGAGGACGAAGUGUUACUGCGAAGUGGUGAUGAUGUGAUUGUAACAAUGAAUGAUACAUUUAUGUCAAAAUGUUCCUCAAAAAUAAUUUAUAUCGAUUACAAAAAUAUUAUCAACGUGAUAAAAACUGGUUCUAUCAUUUACAUUGAUGAUGGACUCAUAAUGCUUCUUGUCGGAGGAAUUGAUAAUGAAUUGAUUCAUUGUAAAAUCGAGAAUGGCGGAUUACUUGGUAGCAAAAAAGGUGUAAAUUUACCGGGUGCAUUAGUUGAUUUUCCGGCUGUUAGCGAAAGAGAUUGUAAAGAUUUACGAUUUGCUAUUGAAAUGGAUAUUGAUAUUAUUUUUGCGUCUUUCAUUCGAAAUGCUAAUGGAAUUCGCGAAAUGCGUAAAAUUCUCGGUGAAAAAGGAAAGCAAAUUAAAAUUAUUGCAAAAAUUGAAAAUCAACAAGGAGUUGACAACGCUGAUGAAAUUAUUCGUGAAGCAGAUGGAAUAAUGGUAGCACGCGGUGAUUUAGGUAUUGAAAUACCACCUGAGAAAGUAUUUCUUGUGCAAAAAAUGCUUACCGCUAAAUGUAAUAUAGCUGGUAAACCGGUCAUUUGCGCUACACAAAUGCUUGAAUCAAUGAUUUAUAAGCCACGACCUACUCGAGCUGAAGGCAGUGAUGUAGCAAAUGCUGUUUUGGAUGGUGCUGAUUGUGUAAUGUUAAGCGGUGAAACAGCUAAAGGAAAAUAUCCAAUUGAAGCAUUACGAACAAUGCAUCAGCUUUGUAAACAAGCAGAAAUGGCAAUUUUUUAUACGAAAACAUCAGAGGAGCUAAUACGUUUAACGCCAAAACCAACUGAUCACGCUCAUACUAUUGCAAUUGCUGCAAAUUCAGCAGUGCAAUCAUGUCAAGCUGUAGCUGUCAUUUGUAUUACUGUUAGCGGAAGAGCAGCAACUCUAGUUUCACGAUAUCGACCACCUGUACCGAUUUAUGCUGUAUGUACAAAUCGUGCUAUCACACGACAACUUCAUUUAUGGCGUAGCAUUUAUCCAUUAUAUUUUAAAGCAAUAAAUAUGGAUUGGAGAGAAGAUUUAUAUGAUCGUAUUCAUUAUGCUGUAAAAUGCGGUAAAGAGCAAGAUAUUAUACAUGAUGGUGAUUUGUUGGUUGUUGUUAGUGGUACAACUCAUGGAUAUGGUGCUACAUAUGGACUACGUAUUGUUAAAGCUUAA
This is a messenger RNA of Brugia malayi, 1560 nucleotides long. RefSeq names its product pyruvate kinase, muscle isozyme, putative (gene Bma-pyk-2.1). Gene Ontology annotation, molecular function: pyruvate kinase activity; potassium ion binding; magnesium ion binding. Gene Ontology annotation, biological process: glycolytic process. Gene Ontology annotation, cellular component: cytoplasm. NCBI's taxonomy places the organism in Eukaryota, Metazoa, Nematoda, Chromadorea, Rhabditida, Onchocercidae. The coding region runs from base 1 to 1560 and encodes 519 amino acids. The record is from RefSeq and is a predicted model, not a curated record. The transcript is spliced from 13 exons.